CGUUGGCAUCUUUGCUGUCAAGUGUGUUUUCGGUUUCCAUGACAACAGUUGUUUCUCGAGUUUGACAGUUAUUAGAAUUCUUUCUUUUUCUUUUAGUUUACAACAAUAUGUUUAGAAACAAAAAAUUAAUUGUCUUUUGUUUAUUUUUGACAAAUAUUAUUACAAGUUUUUGCAACAAUGUCGAGUUAGACGUUAAUGGAUAUGUUGCUUAUUGUCCUUGCAUGGGUCGGUUUGGAAAUCAAGCGGAUCACUUUUUAGGUGCCUUAGGUUUUGCAAAGUCUUUAAAUCGAACUUUAAUUUUACCAGCGUGGGUUGAAUAUCGAACAGGAGAACUUAAAUCGUUACAAAUUCCAUUUAAUACCUACUUCAAUGUGACGCAUCUGAAAAUUUGUCACAAAGUUAUUUUAAUGGAAGAAUUUAUGAAAGAAAUUGCUUCAAAUGUUUGGCCACCGGAGUAUAGAAUAGCUUUCUGUUAUUCUCCACGUGGAAAUACGACAACUUGCAAUCCCAAAGAGGGAAAUCCAUUCGGUCCAUUUUGGGACACUUAUAAUAUUGAUUUUGUCGAUUCCGAAUUUUAUGGACCUAUGCAUUAUGAUAUGUAUCAUGGAGAUAUGGCAAAUCAAUGGAAGAAAAAAUAUCCCGUUGUUGCGUGGCCAGUUCUUGCAUUCACCGGAGCUCCCGCUACAUUUCCCGUUCAAUUAGAAAAUAAAUAUUUGCAAAAAUGUUUGCAAUGGACUGACGAAAUUUCUGAGAAAGCGAAAAAUUUUAUUAAACAAAAACUUCCAGCUGGCGCAUUCAUUGGAAUACAUUUACGAAAUGGAAUUGACUGGGUUCGAGCGUGUGAAUUCACUUCGAGUAGUCCGAAUCUUUUCGCCGCUCCUCAGUGUUUAGGAUAUAGAAACGAACGAGGAAAGGCAACGACCACAAUGUGCUUUCCACCCCUAGAUAUUAUUCUACGUCACGUUAAGCGCGUUAUUCGCAACGACAAUAAUAUUAAAUCGAUAUUUGUCGCUUCCGACAAUAAUUACAUGAUUAAUGAGUUAAAUAACGCUCUCGCCAGAAUGGAGGUACGAGCAUUUAGACAAGAGGGACGAAAUGUAUCUCCGCAUUUAGAUCUGGCAAUUCUCGGGAAAGCAAAUUACUUCAUUGGUAAUUGUAUAUCAACAUUUUCCGCAUUUGUUGCACGCGAACGUGAAGUGAAAGGUCUUCCCACAUUUUUUUGGGGCUUUCCACCAGAAAAAUCAGCAGCCACUUCAAGUACCCACGAGGAAUUAUAAAACUAGUCGAAUUGUAAAAAAAAAUCAUUAAUUUAUUCAAACAAUCGUGAGAUUAUUUUUUUAUAACAGAUUUUUUAUAUAUAAAAAUUCUAUAUAUAAGAAUAAUUUUUUCUUAUUCUAUUUUACAUAAA
Leptopilina heterotoma is the source of this 1408-nucleotide messenger RNA. RefSeq names its product GDP-fucose protein O-fucosyltransferase 1 (gene O-fut1). Gene Ontology annotation, biological process: Notch signaling pathway; protein O-linked glycosylation via fucose. NCBI's taxonomy places the organism in Eukaryota, Metazoa, Arthropoda, Insecta, Hymenoptera, Figitidae. The record is from RefSeq and is a predicted model, not a curated record. Bases 108 to 1277 code for a protein of 389 amino acids. Gene Ontology annotation, molecular function: peptide-O-fucosyltransferase activity. The transcript is spliced from 6 exons.